Molecule: messenger RNA, 1101 nt
Organism: Adineta ricciae
Lineage: Eukaryota; Metazoa; Rotifera; Eurotatoria; Adinetida; Adinetidae
Source: the annotation of a GenBank genome assembly
AUGUCAGAUUCUUUGGCAAAUUUCUAUCAAACUUUAAAUGCAAUCACCAUGUGGACAAGUCGUAUCAUUCCAAUUUUUCAGAUAGUCUUUGGAACCUUUGGAAAUAUCUGCAAUAUUAUUAUAUUUACUCGCCCAGCAUUACGUACUAAUCCAUGUUCAAUGUACUUUUUAGCUGGGUCAAUCAAUAAUACCAUUGCAAUUUAUUUCACAAUAUUUGUACGUUAUAUGAUAGAAGCUUGGAAUUUAGAUAUAACUCUUACCAGUGUUUUUAUAUGUAAAGUACGUCAAUAUUUGUCAUCUACUGCUAUGGCUCUUUGUUCAUGGUUUAUCGUAUUGGCCAGUAUCGAUCGAUUCCUAUCGAGUUCAAAAAGCGUACGGCUUCGUCGAUUGAGUAGUGUAUCCAUAGCUCGAAAAGUUAUUAUACUCACUAUUAUAAUCAUGUUAGCCCUUUAUUCAACGGUAUUGAUUAUUUAUGAGAUUGCUGUAACUUAUGGACAAAGGGUUUGUACUAUAACAUCAAUCAAUUAUUUUAUUUAUUACACUGUUGAACCGUUCAUUAUGGGUGUUAUACCAGUCAUAUUACAGAGCAUCUUUGGCGCUUUAAUAGUUCUCAAUGUCCGCAGUAUGCACAAUCGUGUCGUUCCUAUAGCAGACAAUGCACGAAAUGAACGACAGCGUUCAAAUGAUCGUCAAUUAGUUAAAAUGCAUUUAAUACAAGUAUUGAUUGCUAUUCUUCUCUUAAGCCCUUAUGCUAUACAAGUUACGUACUAUUCAAUUACUGUAACUAUGCUAAAGCGACCGUUACCAAUGUUUGACCAGGCUAUCUUUGUUUUCACAUUGAAUUUAGAGCGAUUUUUUGCCACUACCAAUCCUGUUAUCAGUUUUUAUCUUUAUACUUUGACAGGGCCUAAGUUUCGUAGUGAAUUCAAACGCUGUAUUCAAAAUGGAUUACAAGUUACUCUUACAGCAACUGACUUAAUACGAUAUGUACCGAUAAGAGUUCAACCAAUAGUACAAGGUGGAAAUCAAACAAAUACUACUACCAGUCAACCUAAAAGAACUGGAAGAGGAAAUAAUGUUCAACCUAUUCAACGGCAAUAA